AUGAAGAUCGCCAUCAGUUUGUUGGUGUUUGCCAUAUUGGCAGUGUAUGUGGUGGAUGCGCGCAAUAAAUCGUUCGAGGAGGACGAUGAUUCCGUUGCGUCGAUUGAUAUUGCCAAGGGAUGGAUGAAAAUUUACAUCAAGGUGAUACCUAACGGGCUGAAACGGAAAUGGAAAACGACCACACGACCCCCAACGAGGGCGGCUGCCCGAAUAACUACUAAGUCAAGGCUUCCUCCAGGAGUAGUCACAAAAACCACAAAGAAGCUUACAACGACGCGCCGCAAUUAUGUUACAAUGCCAACCAUUCGUUUGACGACUAAGUCAGGAGGAUUGACAGUAACUACUUCCAAAGUAAUGACAACAACGGGGAAAUUGUUUACAACAACAAAGCCGAUGUCUACCACCACGUCCAAAACAUCAACACCUGUGAUAUCCACAACGACUAAGCCAAUCUCUACAACUACGAAGCCAACAGCCGCUCCUACUACAACGGUCAAAGCAACAACUUCAGCCACUACUGUUGCUACAACAACGACUAAACCAACGAGUACUUCCACAACUGUUCCAACAACGACUACUAGACCUACAACUACCUCAACGACUGUACCGACAACUACUUCCACCACUACUGUUCCAACAACAACGACUAAGCCUACAACUACUUCAACUACUGUUGCACCAACAACUACUUCCACCACUACUGUUCCUACUACAACGACUAAACCUACAACUACUUCAACCACUGUUGUACCAACAACGACUGCGCCUACAACUGCUUCUACCACUACUGUUCCCGCAACAACGACUAAAACAGCCACAACUGCACCAUCUGUCAGUACAUCUGUUACAACGGUUCCUGCCUCAACAUCUACCGCUGCCAGCAGCAGGAACGGUAUCCUGAAUGCCCCUGGAGGAAAUACUGAUAUCUCCACUACCACCGCGUCCACCACGACGAAGGCUCAGGUCAGUACCAUCUCUAAUACCAACAGCAUACAAAAAACUACUCCAAUGACGGAUUAUGUUGAUCCUUUCGCUUCUCUGUCAACAUCCGGCUCACUCAUCGCCACCACAACCAUCCUCAACAGAGUGCUGAUGCCUACUCCUACGACUACGGAGAGUACUCCAGCUACUAAGGACGUGCAAGGCAAUGAUGCAUUAAGCUCGGUAGAAUAUUAUUACGAUGAUGAGGAACAGGAUGUGGAGCUAGUCAUCUCUAUCCCAGGCGCCACUGGCAGCACAACACCGAGUGGAGUUAAGGAAGAAGACCGUUCCCAGGGAGGCGAAGCCAAUGUGUACGAUGAGAUUGAGCGGUAA
Anopheles maculipalpis is the source of this 1314-nucleotide messenger RNA. Its product is annotated as salivary glue protein Sgs-3-like. The transcript has 2 exons. Bases 1 to 1314 code for a protein of 437 amino acids. NCBI's taxonomy places the organism in Eukaryota, Metazoa, Arthropoda, Insecta, Diptera, Culicidae. The record is from RefSeq and is a predicted model, not a curated record.